Molecule: messenger RNA, 1711 nt
Organism: Chara braunii
Lineage: Eukaryota; Viridiplantae; Streptophyta; Charophyceae; Charales; Characeae
Source: the annotation of a GenBank genome assembly
CGGGGGGCAGACGGGGGGGAGACGGAAGGGCAAGUGGAGGAUGACGAAGAAGCGGAGGAGGAAUCGAAGAGGAGGACGCGGCAGCCAAGAUGACACGUGGCAGCCAAGAUGACACGUGGCAGCCAAAGUGACACGUGGACACAAUGACGAUGAGUCGAUGACAAGGGGGGAAGACGGAGGAAGACGGCGAUGGCAGGGAAAAGGCGGCAGGAGGACAGGGCGGACGUAGAGGGCAAGUGGAGGCGAUGACGAUGACUCGGAGGAAGAGGGAAGGCGGAGGAAGAAGACGGCGAUGGCAGGCGGAAGGCGGCAGGAAGACACGGCGGAGGCAGAGGGCACGUGGACGCGAUGACGAUGGGUCAGAAGAGGAAGAGGGCAGGUGGGCGAUGGCAGGGGGAAGGCGGCACGAAGACAUGGAGGAGGCAGAGGGCAAGUGGAGGAUGACAAAGAGGUUGAGGAGGAAGAAAGCAGGUGGAGGAAGAUGCAGGUGGAGGAGGAAAAGGGUAAUGAGGAGGAAGACGCAGAGGAGGAAGAGGGCAGGUGGGGAGGAAGAGGACGAGUGGAGGAGGAAGACGGUGACGGGGCGAAGACGCAGAGGAGCAGGAGGGCAUGUACAGGGAGAGGGCCCGUGGCGGACGACGGCAGGCGGCAGAUGGAGGAAGAGGGAAAGGGGAGAGGGAAGAGGGAAGAGGGAAGGAAGAGGGAGAUGGAGGCCGCUUACCGGGACGCUGCGCAUCGGGGAUGUGGACCCGCUGUCUGCGCGGGCUCCUACUCUCUCCUACCGUGUUAAGGAGAACAGUGCGCCGCUACUGAGCGAGGAGAAGUGGGAUGCGUGGUGGGAGGACUAUAUCGAACUCGCCUUCUAUCUAUUGGAGAUAGAGAUCCGCUGGUCAGAAGCGGCCCCGUUCGGAGAAGGACCAGAGCACCCAGAGGACAGCGUGGAGCUUCUGAUCAUCCAAGCCUGGAGAACGGCGGAGCAGGGCGAUCUGCUGGGAAUCGUAUUCGCGAAGGUGGAGGAGGGCAAUCUCACCUUGAUCACGGACGAGUUGCUGGUGUUUCUGACUCAGCUGGUGGAUGAUCUGCCCCUGGACAUCUUGUCACGCAGUGACGAGCAUCCUGGCACCCACGUGCUGUCUCGAGCGCUCGAGCCGCACCUUGUGUGGUCCACGUGUACGGAGAUUGACGAGGACAACUGUCUCUACCCCUCCCAGGCAUUUUACUUGGAGAUCGAUGUCACCGAUCUCACAUUCUGGGACCUGAUCGCAAGGAGAAACGCGGCGCAGGACGAGGAGAUAGGAGGAGCGGAGGAAGAGGAGGAAGAAGAGGAGCCAUCGGGUGGAGAACGGGACUAUCAAGACUACGUCCCGGAAAGAGAAACGGGGAUAGCCGGCGGAUCGAGCCAGUCGCAGGAAAAAAACGAAGAGGAGGAAGAGCAGAGGAAACGAAAGCGCCGGGAGACUGCGGAGGGAAAGCAACCCACGGCAAACGUUUCAUGGAUCGGGGAUCCGUGGCGUGAUCCGGAACCGCAAGAAGAAGAAGAUGAUGGAACCUCAGCAAAGGGAUCGCGGAGAAGAAGAAGAAGAAGUGAAUCGCCAACUCCCUCCGGCUCCCCAUCCUGAUCCUCCAUUUGUCUACAUGAAGAUCUCGGCGUUCGGGCUUCGUCCCCGGUCGUUCUCUCGCCGACCCCGUGACUACCUCAUGCUUACCCGUC